Molecule: messenger RNA, 897 nt
Organism: Monopterus albus (swamp eel)
Lineage: Eukaryota; Metazoa; Chordata; Actinopteri; Synbranchiformes; Synbranchidae
Gene: knstrn
Product: kinetochore localized astrin (SPAG5) binding protein
Exons: 9
Coding region: 122-802 (226 amino acids)
Biological process (GO): regulation of attachment of spindle microtubules to kinetochore; spindle organization; mitotic sister chromatid segregation
Cellular component (GO): centriolar satellite; kinetochore; microtubule plus-end
Source: RefSeq, a predicted model, not a curated record
GCUACAGAAGGCGGGAUGUUUUUUUUCUUUAAAAAAAGAAAAAUCGUGUUGAUCAGUUUUGACUGUGUUCGAUUGUAACAUAUAAGGUAUCCAUAAAGGUGCGUUUGUCAUUGUGUCCAUUAUGGAUAGAGCAAUAUCUUCAAAAAUACCAAGAGUAGUGCACUUACCUGCAGAAACAAAGAAAACAAGUCAUAAACCUGAAUCCAAAGACACAGCAACUGUUUCUGCAACAGUAAAUGCUGCCCAAAAAUCUGAUGGCAUCCUGAGAACUCAAAAAGAAAAUGUACCAAGAAAAAAUAAAGGUCCUAAAGUUCACAAAGGCGUGUCAACCAGGUAUGGGCAACAGGCAGAGCUCAAAGAGCAAAAUCAGUAUUUGAUGGCUGCCAAUGAGGAGCUGCAGAAAAACCUCACAGAGACACAGGAAAGAGUAGCUGAGAUGGAGCUGCAGUUCAGGGACCUUGAAAAAGAGAAUGCAGAGGCACAGAAAAAUCUGAGGAACUGUCAUGUUCUCCUAGUUGCUGCGAAAAUAGACCCAGUUUUAGGAGGAGAGGUUGGAGAAGCUGCACAACAAAAUGAAGAUCAAAGGAAAGCAGCUAUGAGCGUUUCCUCUGACCUGCUGCAUGAAUUAAAGACCUUUGGUGAUACUGCAUCACAGCAACGUGUUCGCCUAGAGGAAAUCCAAGCAACAAUGAAAGACCUCACUAAAGCACGGGAACAUAUGAUACAGGAAAGGGAAAACUUUUCUAUGGAGGCUGCUGAAAUGGAAAAAGCUCUGAAGGAAGCAGAAGCUCUCUUACUGUAAAGGUGUACGAUAAUUUGCCAGUUUAAAAAUAUUGGUGUAUAAUGUGUGUUGUUUCAAUGUCGGUGUGACUGAAACUGAAUAAAGGAUUCUUAUUU